AUGGUUUAUGGACGUUCUUGGCAGAGAAUUCUGAUCAUUGGAUCUCAUUCUACUAAGGGCUCCCAAGGACCAGCUGGAGAGCCAGGUAUUCAGGGUCCUCGAGGUCUCCCUGGAUUGCCAGGAACCCCAGGGACCCCAGGAAAUGAUGGAGCUCCAGGGAGGGAUGGAAAGCCAGGUCUGCCAGGCCCCCCAGGUGACCCGAUUGCACUUCCUCUCUUGGGAGACAUCGGUGCCUUGCUCAAGAACUUUUGUGGCAACUGCCAAGCCAGUGUUCCGGGGCUGAAAAGUAACAAAGGAGAAGAAGGAGGCACUGGUGAGCCUGGAAAGUAUGAUUCUGCAGCCCGGAAGGGUGACAUGGGGCCACGAGGUCCUCCAGGAAUCCCAGGCAGAGAAGGACCAAAGGGAAGCAAAGGAGAGCGGGGCUACCCGGGGAUACCUGGGGAGAAAGGCGAUGAGGGUCUUCAAGGAAUUCCAGGAAUUCCAGGUGCUCCAGGCCCGACUGGACCCCCUGGCUUCAUGGGAAGAACCGGGCAUCCUGGUCCCGCAGGAGCAAAGGGUGACAAGGGCAGUGAGGGACCUCCUGGGAGACCCGGACCACCUGGACCGCCUGGUACACCAUUCAGUGAAGGAAAUGGAAUGAGCAGUUUAUAUAAACUCCAGGGAGGUGUGAGCGUUCCCAGUUAUCCAGGGCCCCCUGGUCCCCCUGGACCAAAAGGUGAUCCUGGUCCAGUGGGAGAACCUGGUGCAAUGGGGUUGCCAGGACUAGAAGGAUUUCCAGGUAUAAAGGGAGAUCGAGGCCCAGCAGGUUCUCCAGGAAUAGCCGGCAUAUCGGGGAAGCCUGGAGCCCCGGGGCCUCCAGGAGCUCCAGGGGAAACGGGUGAGAGAGGACCUGUGGGAGACAUAGGUUUCCCUGGACCAGAAGGACCCUCAGGAAAGCCAGGUGAUCAGGGAAUUCCAGGAGACAGAGGCCCACAAGGCGAACAGGGAAAACCAGGCCUUCCCGGCAUGAAAGGGGCCAUAGGUCCUGUGGGGCCACCAGGAAACAAGGGCUCUGUGGGAUCCCCUGGGCACCAAGGCCCUCCAGGCAAUCCAGGUGUCCCCGGAACUCCGGCUGAUGCAGUUUCAUUUGAAGAAAUAAAGAAGUAUAUUAAUCAAGAGGUUCUCAGGAUUUUUGAAGAAAGGAUGGCUGUGUUCCUAUCUCAGCUCAAGCUACCGGCAGCAAUGUUGGCUGCUCAAGCUCAUGGGAGGCCCGGUCCACCAGGCAAGGAUGGGUUACCUGGGCCACCAGGAGACCCUGGACCUCAAGGCUACCGAGGCCAGAAGGGAGAAAGAGGGGAACCUGGAAUUGGGCUUCCAGGGAGUCCGGGCCUUCCUGGGACUUCAGGUAAUAGUGAUAUUUAUCCUCACAACACAAGCACACUUCUGAAAANUAAAAAGUAUUUCCAUAACAUGGUAUAUUGUUUUCCCUUCCAUAAAUGA
Messenger RNA from Hipposideros armiger (great roundleaf bat), 1479 nucleotides. RefSeq names its product collagen alpha-1(XIX) chain-like. Lineage: Eukaryota; Metazoa; Chordata; Mammalia; Chiroptera; Hipposideridae. Gene Ontology annotation, biological process: extracellular matrix organization. The transcript is spliced from 21 exons. The record is from RefSeq and is a predicted model, not a curated record. Gene Ontology annotation, molecular function: extracellular matrix structural constituent conferring tensile strength. Bases 1 to 1479 code for a protein of 492 amino acids.